Molecule: messenger RNA, 1749 nt
Organism: Caenorhabditis remanei
Lineage: Eukaryota; Metazoa; Nematoda; Chromadorea; Rhabditida; Rhabditidae
Exons: 7
Coding region: 1-1749 (582 amino acids)
Source: RefSeq, a predicted model, not a curated record
AUGGAUUUCCACGUUGUCACCGUUCUCCAUCGUCUGCUGAAGAAAUUUGAGGAAUAUGGGGACAUUCCCGGGAAUCCAGAGGUAUCUCGAAAAGAAGCGAUGUUUGCCAAUAGACUAGCUGGUCUCAUUCUGGAAGCGGAAAAUGGAUUAAUGGAUAUUGAAGAAGAAGAUGUGAUCGAGAUUGAAGAAGAUGUUGAUUGGGAAGCACCAGAGUUUGAUGCAUUGGAUAGUGAUGAUGCUUCUCCCAACCAAACCUUCCGAUUCGGGGACAGAUGGGUCAACAAAGAAGAUGUUGAGAAAGCCUUAUCCUACUACAGAGACACUUCAAAAGGACAUCGAACUGCGCAAGCAAUGUACAGUCGCUUCCGUUGGCUAUCUACCAACUAUCAUCUCCAGAAGUUACGAGAUAUUGAGAACGAAGGAGCUUCAUACAAAGGAGACCGAUUUCGACUUCUUGCCAUUCUGGCUGAUCGUCUUUUUGAAGAAGUCAAGAAACGACUAAAUGAAGGCCUCACUCUUCACGACAGAGAUUUGCGGUCAUUGACUCUAGACUUGAACAGAAAAGAGUUCAACGUCGUCGGAUUUCUUGCAAGUCAUAAAUGGAUCACUCGUUGGAAAUCGAGUAGGAGAAUUGUUUCCCGGCGGAUCACAAAGUUUGUCACAAAGAGGUGCAUGUUAAACCAGGAUCAACUUGAGAAACAAUCGAAGGAGUUUGUAAAGACUUCUCGGCAAGAAAUGCCCCAAUUCUCACCAUCGAUGAUCCUAAAUUGUGAUCAAACAGGGAUUCAGAAGGAACUCCACGGAGCAAGAAGCCUGGCUUUUGGAGGGGAAAAGACUGUGGUUCGCUCCGUUCAGGCCAAGUCAUCGCUCACUCACUCCUUCACCUUCAUGCCGGUUCUUUUCGCCGAUGGCACGAUGGGACCGAAGGCAUACAUGGUUAUGUCGGAGCCUACUGGUCAAUUCCCAAAAUCCCAGCCUAUUCCCCACACCCCAAACUUGGAAGUUCGAGCUGCUAAAUCCCAUAUCAUGACGAAGGAGUUGAUGUGUGAUUUCCUGACUUCCUGUGUCUUCAUCCCAUCUGUUCCGAAGAAAUUGUUCUUGCUUCUCGAUUCUUGGCCUCCAUUCAAGGAUCAUGCAAAGAUCAGAAGCUGUUUGCCACCGGGAACAGAUGUUACAAUCAGGAACAUACCACCACAUUGUACGUCAAUGAUUCAGCCACUUGACGUCUACUGGAAUGGACCAUGGAAGGCCCUCCUGAAGAGAUUCAAUUCACACGCGGUUGCUUUCUACCCCGACUACGUCAUCGCACAAAGAAACAACCAAAUAACGAUGGUCUCGGUGCUUUUCCACCAAAUUAGUUCAAAAAGAUUCAAAGAUUUCACCCAAUAUUCAUGGAAUAGAAGCGGUUACAUAGAUGUCUACACUCCAUUCCAAAGUCCACUCAAAUACUUAUGCAAUGGGGUAGAGCUCCAAAUCUGCGCAGUCAAUGGAUGUGAUAAUAACAUCGCCAUCGUCAUGACGCCAAUUGCCAAGGUCCGUUGCUUUAGACGCGUCCCGAUUCCCCCUCGUCGGUUCUCGCCGACCCCAGAAGAAGAAUUCCUCCUACCCACACCACCACCGACUCCACCGCCGCCACCACUCCAACAGGAGGAGCAUGAGAUAAGCUCUGAAGCCCUCAUUGCCCUUUUCGUCUGUAUGGCCCUCAUUUUGUGGUUCUGUCUUUUCCCACAUGUCUUUAAUAAUGUUUAA